GUGUGUGUGUGUGUGUGUGUGUGUGUGUGGGUGGGUGGGUAGAUGAAGGCAGUGUCGGAUAACGUCCGCCUUGCACCUCCUCUGCCUGGCUGAGGCUGCGAUGCAAAUGUAUAAGUAGGAGUUCACCGCCUCGUCUCCAGCUCGUGUUCCUUCACCUAGGUCUGACACGUUUUACAGCAUCACAUCAUUGCUGAAAUCAGGGACACUCUGCAACUAACUGCCACUUUCGUUUGGUAUACUUUUGAGCCGGCCAGACCGGCGAGGACCUGAAUCGUCUCGUCAGUGAUUUACUGUUCAGACGCCUUUCCGAUAUUAUCAAGCUCAACACGACUACUAGCAACCUAACAAACACCAACACAAUGCCUCAAACACCAAAGACACCUUCACGGCGGGACUCAUGGCCACCAACCCUGGUGCGCCUCGCCCCGACAAUCCCCAAGGACUACCCAUCCCUCGACGACAUCGACGAGGACCCCUUGACCUAUUUCCUAACACCCGCGCCCGAUCUGGAGGACGACAACGAGGACGACAUGACCAUGAUGGACUUUGACGCCGGCAUCGAAGACGACAGCGAGCGGGAGAUCGUCCGCAGCGUCAGCCCUUCAAGCCUAGACGGGCUAAACAAGUCCAAAUCCCGCAGCAAGUCGCCGCCCGUCCCCGACCUCUCGGACCUCGCCACGCCGGACACGGACGAUGAGGAGGAAGAUUACAUCCGCUUCGCGCCGCAGGGGUUCAUGAUCCCCUUUAGCCUGCGCGAUUUCGCCAUCGACGGCCUAAAAUCCAUGGCCAAGUCCAAGUCUCGCCCUUCCAAGCCAUCGGACAACAAUGUGCUUCUCUCGCCGUCGUUGUUCCCGCCUACUCGGGGCCGAGCACCCGUGCGACCCGGCGGCGGGCGGGGCCGGCAGCGCACGACUUCGUACCGGCACCACCGGCCGCAGCACGUUUGGCGCGAGCCGAGCCCGGACGUCUGGUCUAUUGAGGAGGAGACGGAGGAGGAGCUCUUGAGCGAGUUGGGAAGCAGCGUCGGCGCCGUGAGCGAUUUGGAGCAUGACACGGAAGAUGAGACGGAGGAGGAUGCGGCGGCGACGUGUCCGGACAAGAGCGGAGACGUACAGGCUGCGAAGCCGAAGAAGAAGGUCCGGUUCCUGUUGCCCUCUUUGGAGUGAGCGAACUGGAAGCAUAAGCAUAUCACGGCGUUUUCGGUGGUUGGGCACAAGCAUAUUCCACCUGCAUUGGGAGGUUUAUCGUCAUUUAGUUUACUUUUCUCUUUCCUUCUUCUCUUUCGGUAUACGCCGUCCUCUGGUUCUGCACAAUACCCGUCAUUUCGGAUGGUAAUUUGGG
Molecule: messenger RNA, 1341 nt
Organism: Colletotrichum godetiae
Lineage: Eukaryota; Fungi; Ascomycota; Sordariomycetes; Glomerellales; Glomerellaceae
Exons: 3
Coding region: 360-1166 (268 amino acids)
Source: RefSeq, a predicted model, not a curated record